AUGAGGUUCUCGAAGCUCUUCCUGGCGACUCUCGCGCCAGCGGGUCUGCUCGCCGAUGCCUCCAAGGCGGACCGCGAGCUUGACCUGGAUGAGUACCUCGCCCGGCACAAUCUUGCCCUUGUUCCCCGGUCGGAUCUGACAGAGGUCCUGGCUGAGCUUCAUGGUCUGCUCAAGAAAAAGAAUGGCACCCCUCAACAACGGGGGAGCUUGCCCAGGCUCUACACCCGGCAGAACAUGACUGUCGCUGGUGUAGGAAGCGAGCAGGGCAAUGAGCAGAGCACGGCUGGAGCAGAGGGCGGCACUUCAAGCAAUAACGCAGCCACCAACGUCCUUGGGCCUACUUCUCUGCUCCCACCUUUGAGUCCUACUAGUGGGCCCAGCGCUGGUGGUGAGAGCUCCACCCAUGGUUCUGGAUCACCAACCAGUGCCGGCUCUCCUUCAAACACACCACCGGCCGGAUUUGGGUCAGGGACUGGAAGUGGUUUUGGCAGUGGUCAGGGCGAUGGUCAAGGCAUCAACCUUGACGGUCUGGGAGACUUGAUCCCUGGCUUGGACCAGCUGGGCCAGUUGAUUGAGGGCCUGAACCGCCUGUUCGAUCAGCUUGCCAACUUCGGCGAUCUGUUCAACGCCAUCACUAAACUGCUCACUGAUGAGUUUCUCACUUCCCUCCACAACGCCAUGGUCUACCUCGAUGGGCUGCUGGCACCACCCACGUGGCCGCAGACCAAAGAAGUCCUCGCCAUUAUUUACCCCUUGGUCCAGUCGCUGUCCAAGAUCGACCUGCCAGGCAUCAUCGAGGAGGUCGCAAGUAUUGACAUCAAGGGCAUUGUCGCAGCGCUCGCUCCUGUCCUGGAACCUGAGACGAUCCAGCUCAUUGUCGGCUUGCUCAAGAACGCUGCGAACCUGCUGACUUCCGACAAUGUCGACCUCAUCAACGCGCUGCUCCAGAUUCUCCCUAUCCUGAUCAACCAGCUGGGAGAUAUUGACAUCGGAGGUCUCAUCGAGGCUCUCAAGCCUCUCCUUACUCCCGAGACUAUUAAGUCGCUGGUUGGCUUGCUGACCAAUGCUGGCAACCUUCUUACCUCCGAUAAUGUCGACCUCAUCAAUGCGCUGCUCCAAAUCCUCCCGAUCCUGAUCAACCAGCUGGGAGACAUCGACAUUGGAGGUCUCAUCGAAGCUCUCAAGCCGCUUCUUACUCCUGCGACGAUUCAGUCGCUGGUCGCCUUACUCGCUAAUGCUGGCAACUUGCUUACUGCCGACAAUGUCGACCUGCUUAACUCUCUGCUCCAGAUUGCUCCAAUCCUGCUCAACCAGCUGGGAGACAUUGACAUUGGCGGCAUCAUUGAUGCCCUCAAACCCCUCCUCACCCCCGAGACCAUCCAGAAGAUUGUUGGCAUCGUCACGAGCCUUGGCGAGAUCGACCUCCAGGCGCUUAUUGCUCAGCUUAAGCCCCUGCUCGACGCCCUCGGCGAGAUCGACCUUGCUGGUCUCGUCGCCCAGAUCGAGCCUCUGCUCAAGACUCUCUCAGAGCUCGAUCUGGCCGGCGUUCUUGAGUCCGCCAAGCCACUUCUCACCCCUGAAUCCAUCCAGGGUAUCGUCACCCUUCUGGCCAAUGCCAACAGCCUGCUUGACGCUGAAUCGGUUGCUCAGCUCAAGACCCUUCUUGGCAGCAUCGCCGGCUUGGACCUUGACAAGCUCCUCGACCAGCUCGAGCCUCUGCUCAAGACUCUUGGCGAACUCGAUCUGGCAGGAAUCGUCGCCCAGAUCGAGCCUCUCCUCAAGACACUGUCAUCCAUUGACCUGGUCGGUCUGCUCGACGCUGCCAAGCCUCUGCUCACGCCCGAGACGAUCAAGGUCCUCGUCACGCUUCUGGGUAAUGCCAACAGUCUUCUUACCGCUGAGGCCGUCACUCAGCUCAAGACACUGCUUGCCAGCCUCGCUGGACUCAACCUCGAGCAGCUCCUUGACCAGCUCCAGCCUCUGCUCAAGACGCUCGGCGAGCUCGACCUGGCCGGCAUUGUCGCCCAGAUCGAGCCACUCCUCAAGACUUUGUCCUCCAUCGAUCUUACAGGCAUCCUCAAUGCCGUCAAGCCUCUCCUCACUCCCGAGAGCAUCAACGGCCUGCUCGGCCUCGUUGGCAAUGCCGAGUUCCUACUUACUCGCGAAUUUGCCGAGCAGACCAAGACCGUCAUCGCCGGUGCCGUCCCUCUGGUCGGCGCCCUUGGCGGUCUCGACCUGGAGGGCCUUAUCGCCCAGGUCGGCCCUCUGCUCGAGGAGCUCGGCAAGCUCGACCUCGCCGGUCUCCUUGCCAAGGUCACACCCCUCCUCGACAGCCUCUCUGGCAUCGACAUCCAGGCUCUCCUUGCCAAGGUUACCCCUCUGCUCGACUCCCUCUCGGGCAUCGACUUGCAGGGCCUCCUGGCUCAGGCUGGUCCCCUCCUCCAAGCCAUCGGCCAGAUCGACCUGGUCGGCCUCGUCAACCAGGUCAAACCGCUUCUCAACGAGGUCUCACAGAUCGACCUUGGCGGUCUUGUCAAGCAGGUUGGCCCGCUCCUCCAGGCUGUCAGCAGCAUCGACCUGGUGGGCCUGGUCAACAUGGUCAAGCCUCUGCUCGCGAGCCUGAGCGGCAUCGAUCUGCAGGGUCUGAUCACGCAGGUCCAGCCUUUGCUCGCCUCCCUCAGCAAGAUCGACCUCGCCGGCUUGCUCGACCAGGCUGGUCCUCUGCUGUCCCAGGCUGGCCCACUGCUCGCCUCGCUCGGCCAGAUCGACCUCCCCGGCCUCAUCAACCAGGUCAAGCCUCUCCUGGAUGCCGUCUCGCAGAUCGACCUCCCCGCGCUCAUCCAGCAGGUGCAGCCUCUCCUCGGCGCUCUCUCCAAGGUCGACCUGGCCGGUCUCCUGGAGCAAGCCGGGCCUCUCCUUUCCCAGGCGGGUCCCCUGCUCACCUCGCUCGGCAAGAUCGACCUGGUCGGCCUCAUCGACAAGGCCGGACCUUUGCUCGACGCCGUCUCGCAGAUCGACAUCCCGGCCUUGCUCAACGCGGUCAAGCCCUUGCUCGCGAGCCUCAGCGGCGUCGACAUCAACGCCGUCAUCGAGGCCGUCAAGCCCUUGCUCACAACCGAGGGCAUCACCGGCAUCGUCAACGUCCUCAACAACGCCUCCAAGCUCAUCACGGCCAAGUUUGUCGCGCAGACGUCCGAGCUCAUCGGCGACGCCACUCCUCUCGUCGCCACGGUAUCAGACUUUGCUCUUGCCAUCCUCAAGGCUGUCCAGUCAGCCACUGCAUAG
Molecule: messenger RNA, 3285 nt
Organism: Microdochium trichocladiopsis
Lineage: Eukaryota; Fungi; Ascomycota; Sordariomycetes; Xylariales; Microdochiaceae
Exons: 2
Coding region: 1-3285 (1094 amino acids)
Source: RefSeq, a predicted model, not a curated record